GCGGUCCGCGGCUAAUUAAUCGAUUUUUCACUUUGAAAAUACAUUAACGAUUGCAGUAAAUAUGCAGAAAUAUGAAAAGCUCGAGAAAAUUGGCGAGGGAACUUACGGAACCGUAUUUAAAGCAAAGAACAAAGAGACCCACGAGAUAGUGGCGCUGAAAAGGGUGAGGUUAGAUGAUGAUGAUGAAGGGGUACCAUCGUCAGCUUUGCGCGAGAUUUGUUUGUUAAAAGAAUUAAAACACAAGAAUAUCGUGCGGCUCUACGACGUGCUGCAUAGCGAAAAGAAGUUGACACUCGUGUUCGAACAUUGCGACCAAGAUUUGAAGAAGUACUUCGAUAGUUUGAAUGGUGAGAUAGAUUUGGAUGUAGUCAAGUCUUUUAUGUACCAACUGCUACGAGGUCUUGCCUUUUGUCACAGCCACAACGUUCUGCACCGAGAUCUGAAGCCUCAGAACCUGUUAAUUAAUAAAAAUGGGGAGUUGAAAUUAGCAGAUUUUGGUUUAGCUAGAGCCUUCGGUAUUCCUGUGAAAUGUUACUCAGCGGAAGUGGUGACGCUGUGGUACCGACCUCCGGACGUGUUGUUCGGCGCUAAGCUGUACACCACAAGCAUUGACAUGUGGUCUGCCGGCUGCAUAUUCGCUGAACUAGCAAACUCUGGCCGACCACUCUUCCCUGGGUCUGAUGUUGAUGACCAGUUAAAGAGGAUUUUCAAAUUACUUGGCACACCAAAUGAAGACACAUGGCCUGGUGUAACGCAGCUACCAGACUACAAACCAUUGCCAGUCUACCAACCUAGCCUAGGCCUUGCUCAGGUUGUUCCCCGACUCUCUGCAAGAGGGAGGGACCUCCUUGCCCGUCUUCUAACCUGCAACCCGGCUCUAAGAUUGCCAGCUGACGACGCAAUGGCACAUGCUUAUUUCCAUGACCUCAAUCCGUCUGUAAAAAAUGACCGGUGUUAACAGUCAAUCCACCCUUACAAGUGUACCUCAGAACUGCUACGAAGUGAGAAAAAUAAAAACAAUUCAGAGGUGCAAGAGUUUUGUGAGGAAGAUUUGAAAUAGUAAUUGACUAUAACAAAGACUAUUUGAUAAUUGUGAAAUAAGUGAAGUUUGUGGUACUCAUAGUUCAGAAUAGGUAAUUGAAGUGAUAAUUGUAUAAAAAAAUAAUUUUCAAUACAUUUGUUAUCUUUAUUUGAGUAAAUAAUGAUGUAAAUAAUCCUUAAAUCUAAUUUACAAUUGAUAUUGUGUUUCUAUAACUAUUUUUACAUUAAAUUGCUCAUAUGACAAAUUGAUCUCAUUUAUAAAAAUUGAUGUUUAAUAUUUACAAAGCAUUAGAAUAGAAACUACCAUGAAACUGUUAAUAAUAA
Hyposmocoma kahamanoa is the source of this 1365-nucleotide messenger RNA. RefSeq names its product cyclin-dependent-like kinase 5 (gene Cdk5). NCBI's taxonomy places the organism in Eukaryota, Metazoa, Arthropoda, Insecta, Lepidoptera, Cosmopterigidae. Gene Ontology annotation, biological process: neuron apoptotic process; axonogenesis; synaptic vesicle transport. The record is from RefSeq and is a predicted model, not a curated record. Bases 62 to 958 code for a protein of 298 amino acids. The transcript has 2 exons. Gene Ontology annotation, cellular component: cytoplasm; nucleus. Gene Ontology annotation, molecular function: ATP binding; cyclin-dependent protein serine/threonine kinase activity.